Messenger RNA from Penicillium lagena, 1029 nucleotides. RefSeq lists its product as uncharacterized. The transcript has a single exon. The record is from RefSeq and is a predicted model, not a curated record. The coding region runs from base 1 to 1029 and encodes 342 amino acids. Lineage: Eukaryota; Fungi; Ascomycota; Eurotiomycetes; Eurotiales; Aspergillaceae.
AUGUCCACUUCGUGCAGUACUUCGCAAUCCACGUCGACUGUGAGCCCUCCGUGGACGCCCUCCGCGUCUGCCUCGCUCGUGACUUCCUCCACUAGUCCGUCUUAUUCGGUGUUGACGACAUCCACACCAACCAGCCUUCCCAGAUCAUCUACUACUUCAACUUCAGUCUCCUCUGCGGACCAAGGGUCGACUGCCACUGUACUGACUUACACCACCACCACGAUCUGUCCGAUGACUUCCACCAUUACCUCGGAUUCAAGCACGAUCACUUCAACCUACAGCACACUCUCCACUAUCACCGUUACCUCAACCGUUGGGGUUCCCAUCACCCUGCAAACCAGUAGUAACCCUACCGCUCCUCCCUCUGAGACUACGCCUGCUCCUGAGUCUAUCGUCACCUCAGUUUUCCAGGAAACUACGCCUGUUUCUGAGCAUAUCGUCACCUCGGUGCACCAGGAAACUGAGCCUGUUCCUGAGACUAUCGUCACCUCGGUGCACCAGGAAACUACGCCUGUUCCUGAGCCUACCGUCACCUCGGUGCACCAGGAAACUACGCCUGCUCCUGAGCCAAUUGUCACCCCGGUGCCGCAGGAAUCUACGACUACUGUUGUGACAUACGAGACGCUUACUACAAGCACUGUCACUGCCACUAUUACCUCAGACUUAACCACAGUCACGUCAACAUACAGCACUGUCUCCAAGGCUACCACGACUUCAACUUUGACCAUUUGCAAUCGGUGCGGAUCUUCGGCCCCUACCGUCGCCGUUUCACAACCUGGAGCCGUCAUCUCGUCUGAUAGACCUUUUACUGAUAUACUCGUGGUUGGAAGCUCGUCCACUUUCACUCAGGUGUUUUGGACUGGAACUCCACCUGUAGCAUCGACCAUGACGAGCACAAGCCAGCCCAGCCCCACCAUUGAGGUACCAGUUAACCCUCCAGCAGGUCACACUAAUAUGGCUUCAUCUGUGAGCAUCUCCGUUAACCUCUGGCCAAUCUUGAUCGCACCUCUGUUUUCCCUCAUGCUAUAA